CCAGCGUCGGUGCAUAUGGCCGGCGCCAUAACCACUGUGCUAUGGGCCCUGAGCUGCAAGUCCUACUCUUAACAGGUCCUAGGACAGCAAGGAAACAAGAAUGGAGAAACACUAGGUGAGGGAGGCAGGGGUAAGAACAUAGGCACACAGGAGAGGAUUCCAAAACAAAAGAACAACAUAAAACUGCCAAGGGGGCUAUUUACCAUGUAAAUACAUGCAAUCCAGUUCUGUAGACAAGUCCUGGAGCUGUACACUCAGCAGGAGCUUCACAAUAAGGAACAACUCUUUACAGGCCUGUUCAUCUCUCUAAGCACUGUGCAGUAGGUGUGGGCUGCUGGGUGAAUUAAAAGUGAUUAGAAGAUUUGUCUGUUUGGUUGUUUAUGAAAACCAAUUCGUGGUGUGGCCACUUUCUACUAGAUGGAGAGAACUCUCAUCGCAUUUCCAUGAGAGUGUGAGGGCGAAGCUUCUGCUGGUGCCAGAGCAGUUGACCUGGUUGCCAGCCCUGGCCUGGGAUGUUACUCCACAAGGCUUGGGAGGCAACUAGGCCAAGGGGAAAAAAUGACAAGGUGGAAGGCAGAAGAGAUAGUGGGUGCAAAGGCCCUGCGGCCUGGAGAACAAAAUAUGCUGGGAGUUUUUUGCUCCAGAGCAGGAUGGCCAGGGCUGGGUCAGAAGAGAGACCUGAUAACCAGGGAUACCAAGUCUAACCUUGUUUGCACUGGAUCCCCAAGAGCAAUGCAGAGCUCUGGCAGAAACAAUUGCAUCUGUGUCUUAACCAGGUCACUUAACCUGUUGUGUGGAUCACACUGAACUGGGGAUGUCACUAGCUAACACAUACAUACAACUGUUACUGCUUUCCACAUCUUAAUUUAUAUUUCAUCCUAAAAAUCCUAAGACAUAAACACUGUUAUCGUCUGCUUUUUUUUCCUGAUGAGGAAACUACAAGGGCGAUAAGGUCACAAUCUGGAUUUUAAACCCCAGCAGUCUGACUCCAGAAUCCGGGCCACCUCCCACUGGGGAGCGCUGGGAGCCGCCUGCGGGCUUGGGUGCCCUCGGAGACAGCCGCCCCAGCCGGCCCGAUAGCGCCUAGCCUGAGCGGCCCCCUGCCGGCCCGGACUGUUAGCGUCACCGCCCAGCCGUCCGCUGGCACUUCCGGAGCCGGGCGCCCGCAGCCGCCUCCGCGCGGCCUCCAUCGAUGAGGGCUCCAGGGCCUGACUGCGCAGGCGCGGAGCGGGGCGCGCUCAGGCGCUACUCUAGCCACCUCUGUCUGGGUCUUAGCGCGACCUCGGCGUCGAUGGCAGCCUAAAGGAAGAUGGCGGCCUCCUGCUGGAGGGUCACAUUGUGCGGAUACCGGCUAUGGCGGGGCUUCAGCACCUCGGCCUCGCUGAGCCGCCGGACCGCCCCUCUGGGGCCAAUGCCCAACGAGGACAUCGAUGUGAGCAACUUGGAGCGGCUGGUGAAGUACCGGAGCUUCGACCGCUACCGGCGCCGGGCGGAGCAGGAGGCGCGGGCCCCGCACUGGUGGCGGACCUACCGGCAGCAUUUUGGGAAGGAGACAGAUCCCAAAGACAAAAUUGAUAUUGGGCUGCCUCCACCCAAGGUUUGCCGAACCCAACAGCUACAGGAACGGAAAAGAGUUAUCCGGGAGCUUCGGGCCAAUGUGGAAGAGGAGCAGGCUGCCCGCCUCCGUACAGCCAGCAUCCCAUUGGAGGCUGUGCGGGCUGAGUGGGAGAAGACCUGUGGCCCCUACCACAAGCAGCGUCUGGCUGAGUACUGCGGCCUCUACAGAGACCUGUUUCAUGGUGCCACCUUUGUGCCCCGUGUCCCCCUUCAUGUGGCUUUUGCUGUGAGCGAUGAGGACCUGGUGCCUGUGUACUUUGGCAAUGAGGUUACUCCGACUGAGGCUGCCCAGGCCCCAGAGGUGACCUAUGAAGCAGAAGAGGGUUCCAUGUGGACACUGCUGCUCACCAACUUGGAUGGACACCUGCUGGAGCCAGAUGCUGAGUAUAUCCACUGGCUGGUAACCAACAUCCCAGGCAACAGGGUGGCUGAAGGACAGGAGACGUGUCCCUACCUGCCCCCUUUCCCUGCCCGAGGCUCUGGCUUCCACCGCUUCACCUUCUUGCUCUUUAAGCAGGACAAGGCAAUGAACUUCUCUGAGGACACCCGGCCCUCACCUUGCUACCAGCUGGCCCAGCGAACCUUCCACACUUUCGAUUUCUAUAAGAAACACCAGGAAACCAUGACUCCAGCUGGCUUGGCCUUCUUCCAGUGCCGCUGGGAUGACUCAGUCACCCACAUCUUCCACCAGCUUCUGGACAUGCGGGAACCCGUGUUUGAGUUUGUGCGACCGCCCCCUUACCACCCUAAACAGAAGCGCUUCCCCCACCGGCAGCCACUACGCUACCUGGACCGGUACAGGGACAGUCAUGAGCCCACUUAUGGCAUCUAUUGAGGGGCCAGAGUGCAUCCACCUCAGAGAGUGGGCUAGGCAGGCAGGAAGAGUGAAGAUGAAGACACAGCUCCUUGGGACCAAGCUGUGGGACUUGGAUCAGGCCGGGAGCUUGGAGUGAAAUGGACUCUCAGGUUGUGGGGCUAGGGGAUGUGAAUAAAGAGGAUUUCUGCUGUG
Molecule: messenger RNA, 2626 nt
Organism: Otolemur garnettii (small-eared galago)
Lineage: Eukaryota; Metazoa; Chordata; Mammalia; Primates; Galagidae
Gene: MRPL38
Product: mitochondrial ribosomal protein L38
Exons: 9
Coding region: 1310-2452 (380 amino acids)
Cellular component (GO): mitochondrial large ribosomal subunit
Source: RefSeq, a predicted model, not a curated record